Hippocampus zosterae (dwarf seahorse) is the source of this 4430-nucleotide messenger RNA. RefSeq lists its product as uncharacterized. The coding region runs from base 871 to 4335 and encodes 1154 amino acids. Gene Ontology annotation, molecular function: ubiquitin-protein transferase activity; metal ion binding. Gene Ontology annotation, biological process: chordate embryonic development; positive regulation of transcription by RNA polymerase II; dosage compensation by inactivation of X chromosome. The record is from RefSeq and is a predicted model, not a curated record. The transcript has 20 exons. Gene Ontology annotation, cellular component: BRCA1-A complex; BRCA1-BARD1 complex; plasma membrane. NCBI's taxonomy places the organism in Eukaryota, Metazoa, Chordata, Actinopteri, Syngnathiformes, Syngnathidae.
AUGAUUUGGCCUUUCCGUGGUAGUGUUUAAUUUUCGCCCUUCGAUAAUUAGUUGUGGGGCGAAAAUAUCCAACGUAAGUUGUUAAGUCGUUUUGUUUGCAUUGUAGUAAAGUCGUAAUAUUGUAUUUAUUCAACAACGUUCUGGUAGAAAACUACGGCGUUCCCUCAUCAAAGCAAACGUCGAUUCUUUGUAAGACGAAAAAACAGAAUAUUGAGACGGCGAUUGCUAUAUUUUUUUUCAAAGUCUGCACCGCCGAACGAACGAAACGUAUCUGUAACCGAGCCGUGUUCCAAACUUGUUUUCAUGGACUUUUCUGUGAACUGGCUCAAAAAAAUUCUACUACGGUAGUACGACUGCCAGUAUUUGAAAAAAAAAACAAACAUUUUUGAUACACAGUCAAAAUAGCCGACGCUUGCCUUGACGAUUAAAUGCUGCAGUUUCACCAACCCACCAAGUGAGAGGCGCUAUCGCACACGUAAAGUUGUUGUUCUACAAAUAACAGAAGAAGAAAGUUUGCGGGAAAAGCGAAGACAGUGACAGCGGAAGAGUGCAAGAGAAGCCGGUAAAAUGGUUCCCAAGUGUAUUUCUAUCUGUAAAACGCCGAGUUUUUCCGUCAUUACUGUGUUGCCAUUUUGUUAAAUCGGCGACGUCCGUGUAAUUCCGACAUAGUAUGUGUCGUUAAAGUCCUCAGGCUAACGCCACACUCUUACUAAAUCGCAGUGGCUGAUGUCAUAACGCUUAACUAAAACAGUGACGGCAUCAUUUGGGGAAAUUAGUCCUCAGUUAUUCAAAUGCUACUGACGUGUUGUAGAAACCUAGUAACUGUCUCUUUUGUUACGCUUAGAUUAAAAAAUAAAAAUAAACGACUCCAUGGCACCACCCAAACAUACCGAGGUGAAAAGAGGAAUCGCAGCCCUGUGGGAGACUCUGCAGUGCCCCAUAUGUUUGGAUUUGUUGACUCAACCAGUUUCUACCAAGUGUGACCAUCAGUUUUGCAAGUUUUGUAUGCUGAAGCUGUUGGACAACGCCAAGCAGAGCAGAGCCGACUGCCCGGUGUGUAAAGAAAGAAUAACGAAGAGAAGCUUGCAGGAGAGUCCGGGUUUUCAGAGACUCGUCACAGGACUGCAAGACUUGAUCCAGGCAUAUGAACAGGACACCGGCACAAAUUAUUUGACUGGACUGGCCCAGGAAGGAAGAGGAGCUGGGCUCAACGAUGACAAACGGGUGGAUGGGACACCCGACAAUGUGGAGGACGUUGAAAAGGCUCCUCCGAGUUCUCACACAUCCACAAUAUCAGCUCUCAAUGGAUUUGCAAGAGUGAUGGGGUUUGGAGAUUCCGAUCCCGUGGCUACAGAAGGCGAAGUUCAAGAUGGCUCUGUUCAGACAUCCCAAUCCAUUAAAUUGACGGAGGCAAUAGCCAACGCAUCACGACUCGCAACUCGUGGGAAAAGGCGAAAGGACCAAGUUGUGCCGGUCGUUUCGGAAAUUCAACCUCUAACGCGAAUCUCCAGGCCAAAGCGGAAAAAGGAUGAAGAGCCUGAGCAGAUCUUUGAGAACGAGAAGAAGACAUUUAAGCAGCAGGUGCUGGAGUGGCUGGAGUCGGCGCAGCCCGCGGAGGUCGCCCAAGCUUUCGACAAUUCAGACAGCUCCGCUUCCACGCCGGACCUCCAGACGUUGGGCGAGAAGGAGCAGGUCGCCAAAACGCUUGAGGAGCAAGUUUUUGGGGUCACCUACACGCGCAAGCAAAGAGGUAACCAAAGAGCCGGCGACAAAUCCCGAUCACACUCCUCAGAGAAGCUGCCCGAGAAAAGAAAGAAGAUGAGCGGCACCGAAGACAACCUUGUCCAUCUGGAAGCGCCCGCAAACAUGGACAUCUCUGAAGAACCAGGAAAUUAUGAGACUCCGAAGACGGAGCUGGACAAACCUCCAGAAACUGACGAGAUGACAAUCGUCGGAGCCCUUCAACCGGAACGCAAGCCAACAAAGAGGUUGCGUAGUGCCUCGCGGCUUGUCGACUCUGAUUUACAGGCCAAAGCCGAGGCGGAAAGUUCGGCUCCGAAAAAAACGGUCAGGCGGCGAGGCCCCUCGGAGAGAGCCAAGUCGGCCAGAGCCGUGCAACCUCUGGUUCUUGUCGGAGUUCAAGACGGAGGCGGCGACGCUAAGACUACGCUUCCAUCGGAGACGGCUCAAGUUCAUAUCGAGAACUACCCGAGCAGCGAGGACCAGGACGCCGCAGUCACCACGGGCACCGGGAGAUCCAGGAGACUUCGCUUGUCUUCCCAGAACGUUCGACAGGGGGCGAGAGCGCCCGGGAAGGACGUCAAAGACGGCGGCGUAUCGGAACUUGCGGCCCGCAAAAGUAACGGAUGCGUAUAUGACAAAGACGUCUGUGCAAUCGAAAGCAUGGACGUCUCCCACCCGGAAACUCCGCUUCAGGGCGUUGGUCCCUCUGAAAGCGAAGCGGGCGCAGAUCCUGAGCCCCCUUUGAUUCCACCUUGUGAAGGUCUUUUGGGGGCAGCUGCGCAGUCCAUGCAGAGCGCCCGGGCGGAAAAGGAGGACAGUCGCGACAGUGAGAUGGACAUCUCUGAAAUCCUCCGGAGCUUCAAGCAGCCCCAAAGGAAGUCCUUCCGCCUCACCCGCCAAAGUGGGAAGAGGAGUUGGAGCCAGGAGUCCGCGCACAGCUCCACAAAGAGAUGCCAGCGUUCCAAGCGGCAGCAGGAGCAGAGCACGCAGAGUUCAGAGCUCACGGACCCAUCAACCUGCAGCGAUUUGCUCCCCCCAACAAAUUUGCCCGCAAAUAAAAUGGAUGCCAACGCGAUGGCCGCCCCCGUUCUACUCACAAGUUCUCUCAGCAGUGCCCUCAGUCCAAACAAAGUGACAACGCGCGACACGGAAAGUCCUCCGGCGUCCAUGCUGCCUCAGGUGGUGGAUUCCGGCGUCCGUUUUCACCAGCGCCAGGAGAUUCCGGAGAGUCCCUUUGACCCCGCCGCCGCCGACGAAAACCGUUCAGCGAGCGCAACGCGACGCGUCGCAGACGCCGACUGUUCCUCGACUCCGGACGGCCUCGGAGUUCAGCCGAGCCGGCCGCUCCGCGGAACCCAAAUGAGCCUGCGCUCGUCCGCCCGCGGCCGUCCGAGCCGCAGGUCGCGGCGCUCGUCCGAGUCCUUGAGCAGCUCCCGAGACGCGCCAUCCGCUUUGCCGCCGAUCUCCCGCGGGGCCGCCGAAGCUCAGCGACGCAAAGCCGAUGAUGUCGUCGUGCCGUGUGAGAGUCCAGACUGCGUUACCGCCAGCCAGGCGUCCGUCGACUUGUUUGACUCUCCGGAAGAAUGUGACGUAGCCGUGAACGACGCAAACGUGUCUGCCGAGUCGUCGCAAUUCGCAAGCGAGGUUCUCGUUACGCAGCAAAAACUGGAGAUGCAGAAGGAGCUGCUGAGGCUGGAGAAAUUGAUGGCGCUGGUGACCGAGGUGCUCCAGGAGAAGGAGGCCAACGCCGCUGUGUCCUCCGAUGCGCCCAAAUCGGAUCCACGUGACCCAAAUGCAAGCUGCCAUCCAGACAGGGAAGACCUUGGCAGAAGCGCAGAGGAUCUCGGAAAGCGCGAUGAAGAACGCUCGUCGCGGCCCGCCGUCGACACGCCGCCGCACGCGGGACCAGCUGGAAAAUGCUGCGGCCAUUCGAAGGACAAAGAGAACGCGACUCCCGAGAGAGACGCCGGCAGAGCUAAAAUGAUCCUGGUCUCGUCUGGGUUGGCGCCCGCCGAGCAGAUGGCGGUGAGGAGGUUUGCUCGGAGAGUCGGCGCUCGUGUGGUUUCCCAGGUGACCGCAGAGGUUACUCACGUUGUCAUGUGCACAGAUGAACAACUGGUAUGUGAGCGUACACUUAAGUACUUCAUUGGCAUUGCGGGCAGGAAGUGGGUGGUGAGCUUCCAGUGGAUUGCCGAAUGCUUCAGGCAAAAGAAACUGCUGGAUGAGAGCUUAUUUGAAGUCCGAGGAGACGUGGUGAACGGAUCCCAUCACCUCGGUCCGAAGAGAGCUCGCACCACCGCCGACGACAAUCUUCUCAUGAAGGGCUACGAAAUCUGCUUCCAGGGACCUUUUGAAAACAUGACCACAGAGGAAAUGGAGUGCAUGGUGCAGCAGUGCGGAGCCACGGUGGCCAAAGACCCACUCGCGCUCGACGGCAAACGGAAAUCCAAUCAGCUGGUUAUCGUUCAGCCUGGAACGGAUCCACGCUCGUACAGCGAUCUGGCAAAGCAGGUCACGCUGGUGAGUCGCGGAUGGUUGUUGGACACGGUGGGCACCUACACCCUCCAAGGUUACGCCAACUACCUCAUAUGAAUCAACAUGUUUGACCACAUUUUUCUCAUUGCAUCUUCUGUAAAAACAUACACACACACUAAAAGACCAGAAACCUGUCAAAUGAAGCAAAAAAA